AUGAAAUGUGGCAUCAAAACAUCACAUGCCCUCGCCCGCGGUGGUCUCGGUGACGCACUCCUCGAACUCUACGUGAACACGCCCGCAUCCCGUCUUCCCAUUGCCCUCUCCGAUUGGCGUGGAUCUUUGCGUCGUUACCUUGCCACGGAUCCCGACAAGUAUAUCGGCCGUAAAGAGAAGAAGCUCGCGCAAUCCAUCCCCGACUCGUUCCCCCCUCUCGACGUCUUGGACGCCUAUGUUCGACCUGUCACGUCCGAACUAGAGGGUAUCGUGCCCGAAUUUACGUGGUCAAGACAGCCGAGUUUAAAGGACAUUACGAACCAGUGCGAGAUGCACUACGAGUGGGGUGUCAAACCGCUCAUCCUUAAACGAUUCCGCACCGUCAUUUGGAAAGGUGCAUUGAUGCGCGUCUUGAGAGCGGCGGUUAUGGAGGGGGAUGAAAAGGAGAUGAGGAAGGCGAAGAGGAUGGGAAACCCGAUGGCCACACCAAUGAGUGGACGACGAGCAGCUGCGAUGGCUGUUGGCACUCCUUCUCGACUCAUCACUCAGUGCUUGUCUGGGUUACAACUUCAGACCCCUAACCCUGGUGCCACGGCGAGAAACGACGAUCCAUUCUCGUCCGACUAUCCCAGCGUCAACCGACCUGAUGAAGAUGAUGCGUUGUUGGUCAAGAUCCAUUCGCAGCGUACGCAUACAUCAACAGACCGUAUACUCGAAUACCGUCUAGAGAUCAACCCGACCCAAUUCGUCCGACUGGUCGAGCAAGGGUUUAUGGGUCUCCGCCCUGAAGACGAGAUUGACGUGGAAAACUUUGGCAAGAGGCGAAGUGUAAUCAUUGGUGGGCGCGAAAGUGAUGACGACGAGGAAUUUGGGGACGUGGAUGAAGGCGACGAAGAAGGUGGGAGGGGAAAGGGCAAAAAGAAAAAGGCACCCAUGAGCCACACAGACCCAAUGAGGAUUUGGGUUCCGGCUU
Molecule: messenger RNA, 973 nt
Organism: Acaulospora colombiana
Lineage: Eukaryota; Fungi; Glomeromycota; Glomeromycetes; Diversisporales; Acaulosporaceae
Source: the annotation of a GenBank genome assembly